Molecule: messenger RNA, 4264 nt
Organism: Suillus plorans
Lineage: Eukaryota; Fungi; Basidiomycota; Agaricomycetes; Boletales; Suillaceae
Exons: 9
Coding region: 92-4102 (1336 amino acids)
Molecular function (GO): protein binding
Source: RefSeq, a predicted model, not a curated record
CAUCAGCUAUUAUUUAUGUAAACUCAGUCUAAACGGGUUGGCCAGCCACUGGGCUGUCUUUAAAACUCUCACUCUCACCAGCGGCAUCUUUAUGGACAGCAGGACGUACUACAAAGCAGACAUCAUCGAAGCCUUGAUCCCGAAGAAAGAUUCCACCAAAUCAUCUGUAUAUUAUGUCAAAAUCCUCGUAGAAGGGCAUCCACCGCUGAAGACCAAUGAAGUGGCUAGAGAACUUGAUGGCAGGGCUGUAUGGAACAAACGCUUCAUGUUACCCGUAGACAUGGAAGCACAACUUGAGAUCAAAAGCAAACACAAUUCGAUUUUCAAACCUGGCUCCCGUUCUCUCGCCAAAGUCGGAUUAGAUGUGGCCACAAUACUUAGGCAACCUGUUGUCGCAGUGUCACAGGAAAUUCGGCUGAAUUUCCCUUCGGACGACGUACUACACUAUGACGCCUCACAACGAGGCUACAUCUUAGUCCGUCUAUACAGACCUGAAGAGCCUAUAUCAGAGCCUAUAUCAGUGGGGAAAUCGUUUUCUGUACUCAUUUCGCAGCUAGAUACGUUUAUCCAGAUUGUGGGCGUAGCAUCGCAGAUACAUCCAUUUGUGAAUUUGGCAUGGCAGGUUGUAUCAUCACUUUACACGAUUGCCAGAGACCAACUGGACCGGGACAAAAGCAUCGGAGAGCUGACGGAGAUGAUGGAGGACGUGUAUACCUUUGUUGAUGAUAUAAAAAGUUUUCCGAGUAGACUGGCAUCUCAGGAAGAGACUAUCAAGAAGAUCAUGUCCCAAACCAUAGAAUGUAUGCUAUUCAUUCAGGAGUACUCUGGCCACGGAUUUUGUGGACGUGCGCUCAAUCAACAAUGGGCAGGCGAGCAAAUUCGACGCUUUACGCGGACAUUCACGAUGCUGAAGGCAUCUCUCAACACCGGAGUUGGGGUCCAGAUCGCUCUCAUUGCUCACCGCAUGUACGAAGAUGUGCAGUCGAUAGCUCAAACACAAACUCUUGCCAAGCUUCAUCCGGUAGAUAUGGAUGACCCAUCCCGACCAACUUGCUUGCCCCAAACUCGCAGCGACUUGCUCUUCAGUGUAUUGUCUUGGGCAAUGAAUCCUUCCAGCAAUCAGAAUGUGCUUUGGCUCCACGGCCCUGCUGGCUCUGGAAAGAGCACCGUUGCUACAACGAUUGCCAACAUUACACGAGAUCUGGGUCGUCUCGGCGCGUUUGUAUUUUUCGACCGCCGCAUGGCCGCAAGGAAUGAUCCAGCAGCCGUUGUACGAACUCUUGCCUUCCAGCUUGGCGAAUUUGACCCUCGACUGGGAGCAUCCAUCUCGACUGUGAUAAAAGGCACUCCAAGCAUCAGACAAUCACCCCUACGACAGCAGUUUCACAAACUACUGGUGCAACCGCUGUCCGAAUCCGAAUUGGCGGUUUGGAGCCAAGAAGGUCCUGUGAUCGUUGUUAUCGAUGCAUUGGAUGAGUGCGGACACGUCGGGGACCGGGAAGACCUUCUCAGUAUCCUAGCGCUGGAGAGCGUAAAAUUACCGCCGACAUUACGCAUCGUUGUCACAAGCCGGACAGAGCUGGAUAUUCAGCAAGCAUUGGAAGCACAGAAGAAUAUCUGUGGCACUCCAAUCGACAUCAACUCUCCUGCAAAUGAUAAGGAUAUCCACUUGUACCUAUCCGAUCGUCUGCAAAACAUCCGUUCUAAAAACAAAUAUCUGUCACUCCCACAGGAAUGGCCUGGGCAUGACGUAAUUGAUGCUCUGGCAGCUCGAGCGCACGGACUCUUUAUAUGGGCGUAUACCGCCUGUCGCUAUGUGGAAAAUGGUCAAGAUCUAGAAGACAGGUUAGCGGACCUGCUUCGUACUGAUGUUUGCUCGAACUACGAGUCAGCCCUUGACCUUAUGUACACCACCGCCCUAGAAUCCGCUGGGAGAUGGGAAGAUCCAGCGUUUUCUGCCGACUUCCGCGACAUUCUCGGCGUUGUGAUAGCUGCCAAAAAUCCUUUGACGGCAUCGACUAUCGACCGUCUCAACGAGGUUGCUUCAGUCUCAAGAAUGCGACCAAGUCUUCAUACUAUUCAGCAUCUUGGUUGUGUUUUCCGAGGAUCGACCAACGAGCCGAUUCAUGUUAUUCAUCCCUCGUUCGAGGAUUUUCUAACAGAUCGAACUCGCUGCAAAAGGGAUGAAUGGUUCAUUGAUAUACAUCUAUCCCAUCAGAGACUUGCCCUCCAGUGCAUCAGCUCCCUUCGCGCAAAUUUGAAACGAAAUAUGUGCGACUUGACCCUCACGAGGAGUGGUGUCGAUGUUAAGAUCUUACCAGAGGAUGUUACCUACUCCUGCAUCUUCUGGAUCGAUCACGUCUGCAAGUUAGAGGGAACCGAGGAAUCGCUCUCUAUUGUGGUAUAUGAUCUUCUCGUGAAGCAUCUGCUUCACUGGAUCGAAACAAUGAGUUUGUUGAAGAAGGCUAGACAUACAAUUAAGUUACUCAUGCGACUAGAAGAUUGGAGCCGAUCAAUUCAAGGUCGCCAUCAAGAACUUUGCGACCUUCUAGCGGAUGCAGUGCGCUUUUGCCAAGCCUUCACCCCCGUCAUUGAACAGCACCCACUUCUCGUAUACAGCAGUGCAUUGCCGUUUUCUCCAACCAACUCUGUCCUAUAUCAAUUAUUCAAGGAUGAAAUAUCAAUACCAGUCGUAGUUGGAGGCUUUCGUGAUGAAUGGUCGCCUUUGCUCAUGGACAUUCCCAGACCAGGUGGAGAAGUUACAUCACUCUCACUAUCGUCUGAUGGGUCCCAGUUGAUCUCAACGGUCGCCCGCUGGUGCCAUGUGUGGGACGUUAUAUCAGGAGAGCUGCUGAUCCAAGGGCCGAAGGGUGAUAUAGCGAUGACGGUCUUCGCGCCUGGUGGUCAGCUAGCUGCGUCAUGUUUAUUCAGUGGUUCAAUAGUCCUCUGGGACACCUUCUCUGGGCAAACGAUAGGUCAGCCACUAAAACGUGAUCAGGGAGCAAUAUAUGCUCUUGCAUUCUCCCCUGAUGGAACCCGUUUGAUCUCAGGCGGACAAAAUUGCACUAUCAUCAUGUGGAAUGUUCAGACAGCAUCAAUUAUUCUGGACCCCCCGGCGACGCACACGAAGACGAUCCUAUGUCUUGCAUUCUCGCCCGAUGGUAUGCGCUAUGCUUCGGGCUCGCGUGAUGGUGCUAUUCGAAUUUGGGAUGCAGCAUCAGGGAGAAUGGUAUUGGGACCCCUUCACGGUCAUUCUGGGAGCGUAUACUCUAUAGCCUUUACUCUUGAUAGCACGAGGGUAGUAUCAGGCACAGAUGACAAACAUGUCUGUGUAUGGGAUAUUCGGUCUGAGGAGGCGUCCAUGCCAAUCAAGCUGCGCGGACAUCGCAGCACCGUGUUCUCUGUCGCCGUCUCUCCUGACGGGCGACUCAUCGCAUCCGCGUCAAAAGAUACCACCGUACGCCUCUGGAGUCUGGAGACAGGGGAAGAGUUAAGCCACCUCGUUCGCCGGCACAAAAUGCCUGUGCGUUGCGUAGCAUUUGGGAAGCAGUACGGGCGUCUCCGUCUGGUAACAGGCGCGAAAGAUGCUACCAUCCGCAUCUGGGAUAUCGAGUCAGUUGGAAGCAUGGGUGUGACUCGGAAGCACAAGGGUCUCGUUUCGCACCUCGCAUUCUCGCAAGAUGGCCAGCGUAUUGUUUCGGGGUCGCUCGAUCGUACUGUGCGGGUCUGGGAUCCCAUAACAGGCCAAUGUUUGCUGGGUCCACUGAACCUCGAGCAACCAGUACAUUCCGUUGCUCUACCCGCAGAUAAUGUUAGGAUCUUGGCGGCAGACCGCGAGGGUGCCGUCUUCGCAUGGGAUGCAACGACAGGAGUGCAUUUAAUUGCUACGCCGGCCGACGAUCCCAGCAAUCAUUCUAUCGUCGGGCCAUUGUCUCUGGAGCGAAAGUGGGUAGUAGAUUCGAGGACUGGUACGGCCCUUACGAUGCUUCCAACGAUGUCGCCUGUGAGAUCCCAGGCAUCGUUCGGCAAUUGCAUGGUCCUUGGGCUGGCAAACGGUGGAAUAGUAAUUAUACGUUUUCCUGAUAUCCCACAGCUUGUCUAGCACAUGCCCAGAUACCUAUGCUUGUACGUAUAUAGCCAUAUGUGAUGGUAUCUAGAAGCUCGUGAUGUACUUACAGCUACUUUCAUAUCGAUGGUCCGGAUUUUAUUGUUUUUCGUAUCACCGCUUCUAAUUACUUGUGGAGCUGGACAAACAAAAGGGCCG